CAUUAAUAUCACAAGAGGCCCAACAUUGAUCUUCACUUUUCUUCCCUCUCACUCUCCCGCCGGCGUCAGCUAUUAGCACCGUUUAGCGGAGAGGAACUCUCUGGAACCGCCACGUCUCACUGAUCCUACUACGCCAUCUUCUCUUUCGCUUCUUCACUCUUCUUCCUCUGUAGUUUUUAUAUCCCGAUCGCGAUCGCGUUAGCUGUCUCUGUCUUUGGAUUUCCCGGGAAAAAAUGGGUGAGGAAGCUCGAGUUUUAGAUAUGGAGGAGACCAGCGAAGAGAACACGACGAGAGGAAACCAUCUCGUUCAUGACUUGAUAGUCGAUCUAUACCCGCUUAGCACCUACUACUUCGGUUCGCGAGACGAUCUUCCCGUGAAGGACGAGAUUAUCUCUGAUCGAGUCGUCAGAUUGAAAUCGAAUUACGCUGCUCAUGGAUUGAGGACUUGCGUUGAAGCUGUUCUUCUGGUUGAAUUGUUCAAGCAUCCUCAUGUCUUGCUUCUUCAAUAUAAAAACUCCAUCUUUAAGCUUCCCGGUGGUCGUUUGAGAUCUGGAGAAUCAGGUUUAGAUAUUGAAGGUCUGAAACGCAAACUAGCAUCAAAGCUUUCGAUUAACGAAAAUGUCCAUGUUCCGGGUUUGGAGGUAGGAGAAUCCAUUGGAAUGUGGUGGAGACCCAACUUUGAGACAUUGAUGUAUCCUUUCUUGCCACCAAAUGUGAAACACCCAAAGGAAUGCACAAAGCUUUUUCUUGUGAGACUACAGGAAAAUCAACAGUUUGUCGUGCCUAAAAACUUCAAACUCCUCGCUGUUCCGUUGUGCCAAAUCCAUGAAAACGAAAAGACUUAUGGGCCGAUCAUAUCGCAAAUUCCCAAGCUUCUUUCGAAAUUCUCGUUCAACAUGAUGGAGAUAUGAACAAAACUCGUGAUCAUUGCCUCUAGUAACUCUUGCCUCGCUAUCUCGCGAUUGCCACAGGAUUAUAUAUGUUUGGUGAAAUCUUUCGUGACUAUGUAAUGUAUAUGUUUCGGAUGUUGUAAAAGCCUGUCCUUGUUGAUUAGAGACUAGACAUGAAGUAUAAUGAUAGUGGUGUUAAUUGAUAGAUAGGUUUAUUCGAAUCGAUUUUUCUUUAUGCGUGUGAUUGUAUUGCAAGUGUAGUUUAAACAAAAAGAGAUAAAAACUUAUGUUAUAUGAAUGUGAUCAUAAAAACUUGAAAUAUAUUUUGUUCAAAGACAAAAAUGAUUCGAU
Molecule: messenger RNA, 1241 nt
Organism: Thlaspi arvense
Lineage: Eukaryota; Viridiplantae; Streptophyta; Magnoliopsida; Brassicales; Brassicaceae
Source: the annotation of a GenBank genome assembly